GCGGUGACGUGUCCCACACGUGUGCGGAAGCGCCGCGCCGGGCAGCGCCGGGCAGCGCCGGGAGCGGGGCCGGGCCGGGCCGAGCCGCGAUGCCGCUCAAAGCCGUGAUCCUCAUCGGGGGCCCGCAGAAGGGCACCCGGUUCCGGCCGCUGUCCUUCGAGGUGCCCAAGCCGCUGUUCCCCGUGGCCGGCGUGCCCAUGGUGCAGCACCACAUCGAGGCGUGCGCCAGGGUGCCCGGCGUGAAGGAGAUCCUGCUGAUGGGCUUCUACCAGCCCCACGAGGCCCUCAGCCGCUUCCUGGUGGCGGCACAGCAGGAGUUCAAGAUCCCCAUCAGGUACCUGCAGGAGUACGCGGCGCUGGGCACGGGCGGUGGCAUCUACCACUUCCGAGACCAGAUCCUGUCGGGCGGCGCCGAGGCCUUCUUCGUGCUCAACGCGGACGUGUGCUCCGAGUUCCCCUUGCAGGAGAUGCUGGACUUCAGGCAGCAGCACGGGGACGCGCACAGCUUUGUCAUCCUGGGCACCACGGCUAACAGGACGCAGGCUCUGAACUACGGCUGCAUCGUGGCGAACGCCGACACGCAGGAGGUGCAGCACUACGUUGAGAAGCCCAGCACCUUUGUCAGCGAGGUGAUCAACUGCGGCAUCUACCUGUUCACGCCCGCCAUCUUCCAGCACAUCGGCGAGGUCUUCCAGCGGAACCAGCAGGAGCUAGCGCUAGAGGAGAACUCCAACGGCUGGCAGCGUGCAGAAGUGAUCCGGCUGGAGCAGGACGUCUUCACAGCGCUGGCUGGGAGCGGCAAGCUCUACGUCUACAAAACCGAUGGCUUCUGGAGCCAGAUCAAAUCAGCUGGCUCUGCUAUCUACGCCAGCCGCCUCUACCUCAACCAGUACAGCCAAACCCACCCGGAGAGGCUGGCCCAGAACAAACCUGGAGGCCCCAUCAUCAGAGGGAACGUGUACAUCCACCCCACGGCCUCCAUCGACAGCACGGCAGUGCUGGGCCCCAACGUCUCCAUCGGGGAGGGGGUGACGGUGGGAGCCGGCGUGCGUGUGCGCGAGUCCAUCGUCCUCCACGGGGCCUCGCUGCACGACCACACCUGCGUCCUCAACACCAUCGUGGGCUGGGACAGCACCAUCGGGCGCUGGGCCCGGGUUGAAGGAACGCCCAGCGACCCCAACCCCAACGAUCCCUAUGCCAAGAUCGACAGCGAGACCCUCUUCAGGGACGGCCGCCUCACCCCUUCCAUCACGAUCCUGGGCUGCAGUGUCACCAUCCCUGCUGAGGUUGUUAUUCUUAACUCCAUCGUCCUUCCUCACAAGGAGCUGAGCCGCAGCUACAAGAACCAGAUUAUCCUCUGAGUUCGCUGCUUGCUGGGCUGGGGUGGCCUCUGUCACCUCUGCCACCUCCUGGGGGUUCCCAGCACCCCCGGGGGGGCAGGUGAGGAGCCCUGCAAGUGCCUGAUUCCUGCUCCAGACAGACAUUAAAGCUGGUGAGCAUCA
This is a messenger RNA of Cygnus atratus (black swan), 1502 nucleotides long. It is a transcript of the gene GMPPA, whose product is annotated as GDP-mannose pyrophosphorylase A. NCBI's taxonomy places the organism in Eukaryota, Metazoa, Chordata, Aves, Anseriformes, Anatidae. Gene Ontology annotation, molecular function: transferase activity. Gene Ontology annotation, cellular component: cytoplasm. Gene Ontology annotation, biological process: biosynthetic process. The transcript is spliced from 12 exons. The record is from RefSeq and is a predicted model, not a curated record. The coding region runs from base 90 to 1361 and encodes 423 amino acids.